This is a messenger RNA of Penicillium nucicola, 258 nucleotides long. RefSeq lists its product as uncharacterized. The record is from RefSeq and is a predicted model, not a curated record. Bases 1 to 258 code for a protein of 85 amino acids. NCBI's taxonomy places the organism in Eukaryota, Fungi, Ascomycota, Eurotiomycetes, Eurotiales, Aspergillaceae. The transcript has a single exon.
AUGGUCCAAGACGGAAAGGUUGUCAGUAUACUCGACUGGGAAUACGCUGCCUUUUUCCCGAUUUGGUAUGAGUAUGUUUCGGCCUCGUUGGGGUUUACUGAUAUGGAUGUCGAAUGGAAAAAGUUGCUCCAGGAGCGCCUUGGCGUACAUGGCGAGGCGCACGAAAAUGCUAAGGCGUUUUGGACAGAUAUGCGUAAUCUGAGGCAAUACCCAGUUCUGGAUGAGAAAGGUCAAGAAACCUUACAGAGACUGUCUUGA